AUGAGAUGGGUUCGUUGGGAAAAACUGGUGAAACCGAAAGAUUACGGAGGUAUAGGGAUGGGAGGGAUCGGUGAAUUUAACCACACCAUGUUGGCAAAAUGGUGGUGGAGGUACAAAGAUGAACCUAGUCAGUUAUGGGUCUCGGUUAUACAAGCAAUUCACAAGUCGGGGCUGGGUAAAAGCAUGAUCCCGGGCAAAGGCAAGUGGACGUGGGAGAUUAAAGAAAAUAAAGGCUUCUCUGCUAAAUGCUUUAGGACGGAAAUUAUGAGGGUGAACGCGGUUAUGGAUAGCAACAUCAGGUUCAUAUGGAACUCUUGGACGCCGCUUAAAAGAAACAAUUUAUUAUGGAGAGUUCUGAUGGGGAAAAUUGCAACUAAAACUGAGUUGGUUGCUCGUGGGGUUGUUCUCCAGAAUAUUGUUUACGAUAGGUGUGGGUAUAACGAUGAAGACCCAAAUCACUUAUUUGUGAACUGUUUGUGGGCGAGAAGCACAUGGUGGCAGGUUUGUGUUUGGAUGAGGAUUCCGAUUCCCAUGGACAUGAGCUCCGUUAAAAGCAUUCUGGAGUCUAUUAUGGAAAACCCGGGAUCGAGAUGGAAAAAAUUGUCCAUACAGUGA
This is a messenger RNA of Helianthus annuus (common sunflower), 615 nucleotides long. RefSeq lists its product as uncharacterized. The coding region runs from base 1 to 615 and encodes 204 amino acids. Lineage: Eukaryota; Viridiplantae; Streptophyta; Magnoliopsida; Asterales; Asteraceae. The record is from RefSeq and is a predicted model, not a curated record. The transcript is spliced from 2 exons.